AUGCGCACAGCAGGGCCUACCACCAUGCGACUGAGCUCCCUGUUGGCUCUUCUGCGACCAGCACUGCCCCUCAUCCUGGGGCUGUCUCUGGGAUGCAGCCUGAGCCUCUUGCGGGUUUCCUGGAUCCAGGGUGAGGGAGAAGAUCCCUGUGUAGAGGCUGUGGGGGAACCAGGAGGCCUGCAGAAUCCCGACUCAAGAAUUGGGCUUGACCAAAGUGAUGAAGAGUUCAAACCGCGGAUUGUCCCCUACUAUAGGGAUCCCAACAAGCCUUACAAGAAGGUGCUGAGGACUCGGUACAUCCAGACAGAGCUGGGCUCUCGGGAGCGGUUGCUGGUGGCUGUUCUGACUUCUCGGGCCACACUAUCCACUUUGGCUGUGGCUGUGAACCGCACAGUGGCCCACCACUUCCCUCGGUUACUGUACUACACUGGACAGCGGGGGGCCCGGGUUCCAGCAGGGAUGCAGGUGGUAUCUCAUGGGGACGAGCGGCCGGCCUGGCUCAUGUCAGAGACCCUGCGCCAUCUGCACACACACUUUGGGGCCGACUACGACUGGUUCUUCAUCAUGCAGGAUGACACGUACGUGCAGGCCCCCCGCCUGGCAGCCCUCACUGGCCACCUCAGCAUCAACCAAGACCUGUACCUGGGCCGGGCGGAGGAGUUCAUCGGCGCUGGCGAGCAGGCCCGGUACUGCCACGGGGGCUUUGGCUACCUGUUGUCUCGGAGUCUCCUACUUCGAUUGCGGCCACAUCUGGACGGCUGCCGAGGGGACAUUCUCAGUGCCCGUCCUGAUGAGUGGCUUGGCCGCUGCCUCAUCGACUCUCUGGGUAUCGGCUGUGUCUCGCAGCACCAGGGGCAGCAGUAUCGCUCAUUUGAACUGGCCAAAAACAGAGACCCCGAGAAGGAGGGAAGCUCGGCUUUCCUGAGUGCCUUUGCAGUGCACCCUGUGUCGGAAGGGACCCUCAUGUACCGGCUCCACAAGCGCUUCAGCACCCUGGAGCUGGAGCAGACGUACAGCGAAAUAGAGCAACUGCAGGCUCAGAUCCGGAACCUGACCGCACUGACCCCCGAGGGGGAGGCGGGGCUGAGCUGGCCUGUGGGGCUCCCGGCCCCGUUCACUCCGCGCUCUCGAUUUGAGGUACUGGGCUGGGACUACUUCACAGAGCAGCACAUCUUCUCCUGUGCGGAUGGGGCGCCCAAGUGCCCCCUGCAAGGGGCUAGCCGGGCGGACGUGGGCGACGCUGUGGAGACGGCUCUGGAGCAGCUGAAUCGGCGCUAUCAGCCCCUGCUGCGAUUCCAGAAGCAGCGGCUGCUCAAUGGCUACCGGCGCUUCGAUCCGGCGCGGGGCAUGGAGUACACCCUGGACCUGCUGCUGGAGGCCGUGACGCAGCGUGGGCACCGGCGGGCUCUGGCCCGCAGGGUCAGCCUGCUGCGGCCGCUGAGUCGAGUGGAAAUCCUGCCCAUGCCCUACGUCACGGAGGCCACCCGUGUGCAGCUGGUGCUGCCACUCCUGGUGGCGGAGGCUGCUUUGGCCCCUGCUUUCCUCGAGGCCUUCGCGGCCAGCGUUCUGGAGCCACGGGAGCAUGUGUUGCUCACCCUCCUGCUGGUCUACGGGCCACAGGAAGGUGGCCGGGGGGCCCCGGACCCGUUUCUCGGGGUGAAGGCUGCCGUGGCCGAGUUGGAGCGACGGUACCCUGGGACGAGGCUGGCCUGGCUCGCCGUGCGGGCGGAGGCCCCAUCCCAGGUACGGCUCAUGGACGUGGUGUCUAAGAAGCACCCGGUGGACACGCUGUUCUUCCUCACCACCGUGUGGACCCGGCCCGGACCCGAAGUGCUCAACCGCUGCCGCAUGAACGCCAUCUCUGGCUGGCAGGCCUUCUUCCCCAUCCAUUUCCAGGAGUUCCAUCCUGCCCUGGCACCACAGAGGUCUCCCCCGGGGGCUGGCCCCGACCCGCCGUCCCCUCCAGGUGCUGACCCUGCCCGGGGGGCUCCUGGAGGAGGCCGGUUUGACCGCCACGCUUCCGCGGAGGGCUGCUUCUACAACGUCGACUACCUGGCUGCCCGCGCCCGGCUGGCCGCUGAACUGGCAGGCCAGGAAGAGGAGGAAGCCCUGGAGGGGCUGGAGGUGAUGGAUGUGUUCCUCCGGUUCUCAGGGCUCCACCUCUUCCGAGCCGUGGAGCCAGGGCUGGUGCAGAAGUACUCCCUGCGGGACUGCAGCCCUCGGCUCAGCGAGGAACUCUAUCACCGCUGCCGCCUGAGCAACCUGGAGGGGCUGGCCGGCCGGGCCCAGCUCGCCAUGGCCCUGUUCGAGCAAGAGCAGGGCAACAGCACCUAG
Molecule: messenger RNA, 2334 nt
Organism: Pipistrellus nathusii (Nathusius's pipistrelle)
Lineage: Eukaryota; Metazoa; Chordata; Mammalia; Chiroptera; Vespertilionidae
Source: the annotation of a GenBank genome assembly